Hyla sarda is the source of this 1876-nucleotide messenger RNA. Its product is annotated as t-SNARE domain-containing protein 1-like. The coding region runs from base 84 to 1037 and encodes 317 amino acids. The record is from RefSeq and is a predicted model, not a curated record. The transcript is spliced from 4 exons. NCBI's taxonomy places the organism in Eukaryota, Metazoa, Chordata, Amphibia, Anura, Hylidae. Gene Ontology annotation, cellular component: nucleus.
AUGCACCAGCUCAAGGGUAACAGGAAGAAUGUUUGUGAAGAAGAAAGCAUUAUGCAAAUAACAGCAAGGAAUGUCACAGGAGCAUGGCACCAUCCACGAAGCUGAGCAAAUCUAUGCAUUUAUUGCAAGUCACCAGCAAAUAUGAGCUAUUAUUUGGGAGAGAGUCAGACCGAAUUCCACUUUCCAACAGGAAGAAGAUAUGGCAAAGCAUCUGUGUUAAAGUGAAUGCACUUGGUAUUAAAAAACGUACCCCAACUGAUUUGCAACGUAAGUGGUACGAUUGUAGGCGACAGGUCAAAGAUAAAUUGGCAAAGAUUCAUCUUCAUUCAAAACAAACUGGGGGUGGACCACCCACAAGGAAGAAAUUAUCGGAUGUUGAGCAACUUUUAGCAGACACCUUUGAGAAAGAGCAUAUCGAGGGUAUUGGAAAUUAUGAUGCUAUGGCUGGUUUUGAAGUUGACUCCAACAACAGCCAAUAUGAGUCUAUGUUCCUUCAAACGCCAAAUAGCAGAGACGACCCGGAAAACUUUCAGGAAGCCAACAAUGAAGGUUUGCAGCAGACACUGGAUGGUAGUCAAAAUUUCUCUGAACCUUGUGAGGAUUUACAACAAUUACCAGGCCUAGUUAAAUCUUACAUGGCUAAAAAUGAUGUGAACUUUAAAGCUUUUCUCUCAUCACAAUCUUCAUUAGCCAAUCUCAUUGAGAAUGGGUUUGCUAAAGUGGGUUCAGAAAUGUCGCUGCUAACUCAGGCUAUCCUCAACCUCAAUUCCAAUGUGGCAAAGAUUGCCGAUAGCAUGAUUAAACCACACCUUACCACUUCUACUUGUACAUCCCCUAUUAAAUUUCCACAUAGCAUUGUGUCAACCAUACCUUUGUCACCUGACUUGAAGUCUAAUGAUCUUAAAGAACCCUAUCCUGUCCAAUCUCCUAGGCCAAUAUUGUUGGAGAGUACCCCUGUCAUUGGUCGUGAUAGUGAUAGCCCAGUCGAAGUAAUUGAAACAGUUUCACCCAAACCCCCCCCCCCAAAAAAAACAUGAUACAACACAAUCUCAAACAGGUCACUUAGGCUUAAAAACAAAAUAUCUUCGUCACACGCACAACUACUUUUAGGAAUAAAAGAAUAAUUGAGUGUCGACUCCCCUAAAGUUGCAGCCAGUACAAUACUUGAUCCGUUAACCACCAGCCAGGUAGUAGGUAAAACUCCCUGUAAACAACAUAAAUCUGUGCGAAAAAAUGUGUGUUCCACCACAAAAAAAAAACAUAAAAACGAAAUAAGAUUUAAUUGCCUCUGGUUGUGCUGUUAAGUUGGUAAGAAUUUUUUAGAUUGUAGGUCAACAUUAUGUUGAACUACAUUUGAGGCAAACGGUUGGACAGCACUGUUCCCCCAACGCAAAUUGGGUUAGGCAACAAAUGGGAGACUAAGUCAGUGGUAUAUUUAUUUUUUGGGGGUUGUUCCCUCAAAAAAAAACAAAGAAGCCGAAAACACACAACAAACUCAACUCACAGGUAGCGUUGACGCGUUUUGGGUAAGAACCUUCAUCUACUGCAGGAAUAGGCAACCUUCCGCCCUGCAGAUGUUUAGUCCUACAUCUCCCAUGAUGCUUUGUCAGCAUUUUGCCAGUAACAGCAUCAUGGGAGAUGUAGGAUCAAACAUCUGCAGUGCUGAAGGUUGCCUAUGCCUAGUCUAGUGCAUAGAUGAAGGGUCUUACCCAAAACGCAUCCACGCUUGUUGGCUGUUUUCCGCUUUUGUGGUUUGAUUUGUAGACAAAAUCAAGUUUAAGCAUUUCCCACUAGCUUAGUGUAACAUUUGUUGCAUUGCACUUUGAGACACAACUUCUGAAGCUAAUAACUAUUGGAAGGAUUAAGAUUUUGUAAU